CAUCACAGACGGCACAGAGCAUCGAUCAGUCCGCACACACACCGCGUGCGCCCCAGAGUGAAGUCCUGGUGGAAACCAUGGAAACGUCUUUUUAGCACGAGGCCCAGUGACGCACUGGUCGUCUUCGUCUCCUCUGUGAAUCAUGUCCUCCUCCUUGUCCUCCUCCCCGUCCUCCUCGGAGCUGCCCUACUUUUGUCCCCGCUGCGGCGACAAGCUCCGCUUUCCGUCUGUGCCCGACCUCCGGGCUCACCUGGUCAGCCGACACACUUACGAGACCCUGCUGUUGCUGUCGCAGGCGCGGGUCAGAAGCUCCAGACCAGAUGUUCUCCUCCCACUCCUCGGCUCCGCUGCGUCCCACACACAGAGCUCCUCUCUGGGCAUGGACGCUACUGGCGCCCCCCUGCUGCUGACCUGCCUGGAUCUCACCUCGUCAUCUGCCUCCGUCCGGCUGCUCAGGGAAAUGUUUAGCUCCUCAGAUCACGUUCCCUCCUCCUCAGCAGGUCCAGAGGAACCGUCCGGCGCUCUGGAGUCUUUCCGUCGCAGAGACGUCGGCGUCCUGGACUUCGGUCUGUCAGUGGGGAUCGGGCUGGAGGAGCGACUCGGACUGGGCCUGGACCGGAUGAUCGCCCGCACGUUUGCCGAGGUGGAGGAGAGGGUGCAUCUGCGCGUGGGCCGACUGAGGGCGGAGCUGCAGAGGAGGGAGGCGGAGCUGGGGCGGCAGCGGUCGGAAGGGGAGCGGCUGAAGAGUGAGAAACAGGAAGUGGAGAAGAGGGCAAAGUACCUGUCCAGACAGGUCUCUGCUGCCGUGGAGCUGACGGAGCGCUUGAAGAACGAGCUGCAGGAAAAAGAGAAGGAGCUGAACGAACGACAACAGGAAAUGGAGGACGUGGAAAGUUUUCUGACAGCGAUGGCGAAGAAAGAAGUGGAGGCUAAGAGCAGACUGCAGGUGUUUAUUGAGUCGUUGCUGGAACGAGCCGAUCGAGCGGAGCGACAGUUACUGCAGCUCACGCGGCGAAACCCCUACGACAAAACGUACGCGUACACCGACUCGUACGCGGCGAGGGAGGAAUAUUUACCUGUACACGGUCGAGGAGGACGCAGUCUGGACGGCAGCGCGAGCGACGUCGGUACAGACAGAACGAGCAGCAACCGGAGGAGCUUCAGUGUUUCAGGCUCCCUCAGAGAGAGAGAUCGUCUGUACGACCAUCAUCACUACGGGAGUCUCACAGGACACAUGCGGACUCUGUCUCUUGGCUCUGGAGGCUGGAGCAGCGAGGGAGCGCUGGUCCAUCUUCACCCUCCUCACUGUCCCGCAGCCUGGACUCAGAGAGAUGGAGGAGGAGGAGGAGACGACAGAAGAGAGAGAUUAUGGGUCGGGCAGGAGGGCUGGGGUCGAACGUGGAGUAGCAACAAUCGCCGUCACUACAGCACUGAAGAAGAAGAAGAAGAGGAGGAGGAGGAGGCGGAGGCCUGGAGCAGCUCUGAGAUGAAGAGGCUCGUCUUCACCAGGACACAAACACCAGGAUCAGACAUCCUCUCCUCCCUCUGCUCCACUCCCUCCUGUUGUCAUGGCGAGAGGCGGCUGGGGGCGGACACCUUGAGGCUGAGGGCGGGGCUCUUCUGCGUCCUCCCGUAUCUGGACGUGCGCUCACUGCUGCGGGCCGCGGAGGUGUGCUCUGAUUGGCGCUUCGUUGCCAGGCACCCGGCGGUCUGGACACGCCUCCAGCUGGAAAACGCCCGUGUGUCGCCCGAGUUCCUGACCACACUGUCUCAGUGGUGUACACAAACUCAGUCUGUGAUUCUGAACAACCUGAAGCCACGAGGUCGACGAGUCGAUGAGACGCGAGAGGACUAUCACAGGAACACGAGAGGCAGCGUGGAGCCGGGUGUGGAGGCGCUGCUGCGGUCAGCAGGGGGCAGUCUGCUCCACCUGUCCGUCUCUCAGUGUCCUCACAUCCUCACUGACAGGACGCUGUGGUUAGCGAGCUGCUACAGCAGGAACCUGCGGACGCUGACGUACAGGAGCUCUUCACAUCCUCUCGGUCAGGAGGUUCUCUGGGCUCUCGGUGCCGGCUGCAGGAGCAUCAGCGGCCUACAGGUGGCGCCCGCUCAUCCCAGCCAACAACCGACGCGAUUUGGAAACCGCUGCUUGCAGACGAUUGGUCGAUGCUGGCCACACCUCCGCUCGCUCAGUGUGGGUGGGGCCGGCUGUGGGACUCAGGGAUUGGUUUCCGUUGUUCGCACCUGUGCUCACCUGCAGGUGUUGGAGCUGGAGCGCAUUACCAACCUCAGCCUGCAGGUGGCGACCGAGCUGUGCGAGGCCGGACUGAAGAGUCUGCAGACGCUGAUCCUGACGCACACGCCUGUGAGCGGACAGGCCAUCCUGCAUUUCCACAGUGUGUGCGCUAAUAUCAGGUCUAUCAGGGUCGAGGUCUCGGUGUCAGAUUACUUUGAGGAGCCAGACGCUCCUGAAGCUCGACGACUGUUUGGGGAAAUUCUCAGUACGUUAAAGGUUCUCCAGAUGCAUCCAGGACUGUGUGAUGUCCUGCAGGUUAAAGCUGAAGGAUUCUGCUGACCUCAGCACACACACACACACACACAGAGUACACACAGUACACACACACACACAGAACACACACACAUGAGGCUGAAAUGUCCCCACAAAUCACAACGUCCCUACAAUGUUGGUUACUUUGCGGUCCUCACAAAGGCAGCAGUAGGACAUACACACACUCACAUGUCGGUACUUGUGCACUCGUGAGGACCCACGUUUACCAAUGCUGGGGCCUUGAGAGAAAAGCAGAUGCUAGGCUAACACGGAUGCUUACAUUAGCGUUAAUAUUAGCAUUUACAAGCUACAGAUGCUAAGAAUUUACCAAGCUAGCAGAAACAGAAAAACAAAUGACAAAAAGAUCAGGACCGAACAAACCCCGAUCUGUACAAAACCCUUUACAUGAAAGCCCCUUAAAAUAUUUUAAAAUUUUAAUUAAAUAAUUAAUUUAAAUAUUUCCUCCUCCUUUAGCAGGAAACACCCUUUAUUCUUACUCUAUUUUGUCAAAAUCCCCUUUCGUUAUUUAAGACAAAACAUCAAAUUCCUUUUAAAAAUAACCCUUAUCCUCCAUUAACAAACCCUUUAUUCGUAGCCUUUAGUUUGACGUACCGGCCCUUUAAGCUGACAGCAUUGUCAUUUUUCUACAAAUCUUUCUUCUACUUUAAGGUAAAAUAAAAAAACCUUUAAUGUCACUUAUUAACUGUAAUAAGUGAACUUUUCCUUUUCCUUUUGCGUUAUCUUUUAAACAUAAGCACAAGCACACACGAGUAUGCACAAAUAUUUUUGCACAAAAAAACCCACUGAUUCAUACACCAAAGACAAUCAUUCAUUCAUUCAUUAAAACACGCAUUGUCUAUUGUAUGUAAACGUCCAUCAACAAUGUCUUUCAUUGUGUUUGUUGAUAUUCAGGUGCUACGUGUCAUUUUACCGCCAAUAAAACAUUUUAAAUAAGUUUC
Solea solea (common sole) is the source of this 3507-nucleotide messenger RNA. RefSeq names its product F-box only protein 41-like. The coding region runs from base 143 to 2575 and encodes 810 amino acids. The transcript is spliced from 17 exons. The record is from RefSeq and is a predicted model, not a curated record. Gene Ontology annotation, molecular function: protein binding. Lineage: Eukaryota; Metazoa; Chordata; Actinopteri; Pleuronectiformes; Soleidae.